AUGAGCGGGACGAGGGUGACCCUGAACCAACCGCCCCAACCUCCCGGACCGCGCCCCCCAUCUCCGACAGCCUACCGUCGAGCUCAGAGCUACCUCAACGAACCACACACCGGCUACCAGUCCCUCGAAUCUCAUCUGGAAAUCGGUGAAACGACCAGUCUCCUCGGCGCUGAGGCUCAGCGUCAGGCCCCGCGGCGAUCAUACACAAGCACCUCCGGCAUUUCGGGUCCCGACUCGCUGCGCUAUCUCCUGACGGCGGGUAGUCUCCGCCGCACCGCGAACCACAGCCGGACCAACUCACAAGGGAGGCGGUUUAGCCGUCGACCGAGCUUGGGCGAUGAAGGUCGGCCGGCGAGUUUGCCGGCGUCGACCAAGGACGGGUUGACCGCCUCUUCGUUCCUGGAUGAGCGGACAUGGUAUGAUCAAUUUACGUCGACCGACUGGGUGCACGAUAGCAUUGCGGAUGGAGCGCGUCUGCGACAGCUCAGACAGCGCAAGGAUAUCCGCGGGCGGCUCUUAGCCUGGUUUGACGGCGCUCAGGGAUGGGUUUUGGUCGCACUGAUUGGGUGCAUUACGGCGGCCAUUGCCUACUUUGUGGAUGUUACGGAGGACGCGAUAUUUGACAUGAAGAUGGGAUAUUGUGCACACAAGCUCUUUGCGAGCAAGAGCGAAUGCUGCGGGGAGGGGGUCACCACAUGUACGAACUGGCGGUCCUGGUCACAGAUCUUCCGCGCAUCCAGUUCGGAGAAUCAAUGGGUAGACUUUACAUUAUUUGUCGCCUGGGUCGUGGCACUUGCUAUGAUCUCAUGCGCCUUGACCAUGCUCACUAAGACGGUAGUACCAUCGUCGAUAUCAUUGACUACACUGGAUGAGAACCUUGGUGCCGAGGCGCGUGGUACCAAGCGUGGAACGGGUAGUGGUGGCUCGGGCUCCCCAAGCUCGCAGACCAGUCCACACGGGACAUUCCCGAAUCACCCGCCCCGCCCGGCCAUGAUUUACUACUCUGCUGCGGGCAGUGGAGUUGCCGAAGUCAAGGUGAUCAACAGUGGAUUCGUGCUUCACGGGUACCUAGGCUUGAAGACUCUGGUAGUCAAGACAAUUGCGUUGGUCUUCAGUGUUGCAUCCGGUUUGAGUUUGGGCAAAGAAGGUCCCUACGUGCAUAUUGCCACUUGCGUUGGCAAUAUCUGCUGUCGUCUCUUUGCCAAAUACAACCAAAAUGACGGUAAGCGACGAGAAGUACUCAGUGCAAGUGCUGCCAGCGGUGUUGCCGUCGCCUUUGGCGCUCCCAUCGGUGGUGUGCUCUUCAGUUUGGAGGAGGUCAGCUACUAUUUCCCGCCCAAGACUCUGUUCCGAACGUUCUUCUGCUGUAUCGCCGCUGCGCUGUCCUUGAAGUUUCUUAACCCAUAUGGGACUGGCAAGAUUGUCCUCUUCCAAGUCCGUUAUAACACGGAUUGGGAGAUUUUUGAAAUCAUUAUCUUCGUUUUCCUGGGUGUACUUGGUGGCGCCCUCGGUGCUUUCUUCAUCAAAGCCUCGAGUUGGUGGGCUCGCAACUUCCGUCGCAUCCCGGCUAUCAAGCGCUGGCCUAUGCUGGAGGUGUUCCUUGUCGCCGUGCUCACCGGCCUGGUCAGCUUCUGGAAUCGAUACACCAAGCUACCCGUGACGGAACUGCUGUUUGAGCUCGCCAGCCCAUGUGAAGGAGAGUCGCGGUCGAGCACGGGCCUUUGUCCUCGCGAAGAUGGCAUUGUUGAAAUCAUCCAAUACCUCCUGGUGGCAUUCGUGAUCAAGAGUCUCUUGACCGUUGUCACCUUCGGCAUCAAAGUGCCUGCUGGUAUCUAUGUGCCGUCCAUGGUUGUUGGUGGUCUGAUGGGCCGAAUUGUCGGACAUUCUGUGCAAUACUGGGUGGCGAAGAACCCUACGUUCUUCCUGUUCGACGCCUGUCCUAACGUCGCGGGGAUGGAGUCCUGCAUUACGCCCGGUGUCUAUGCAAUGGUCGCAGCCGGGGCUACCAUGUGCGGUGUCACCCGGUUAUCCGUCACCCUCGCCGUGAUCCUCUUUGAAUUGACAGGAAGUUUGGACCACGUUCUACCAUUCUCGUUAUCCGUUCUGUGUGCCAAGUGGACUGCAGAUGCCAUUGAACCCCGAAGCAUCUAUGACUUACUUACCGACAUGAACUCCUACCCCUUCCUCGACAGCAAACUGCAGCCUCUUUCCGAUGCCGAACUCGGUGAUAUCGUGCGACCACCCCACAAAGGCCGCAUCAUCGAUAUUUCCAACUCCCCCUUCGUCUCUGCAUCCGCCCUGCGCACAAAGCUGGAACAUCUAUUGAUGGCGGGUGAAUUGGACAGCGGCUUGCCAAUCCUUCGUGAUGGCAUCUUGACUGGUCUCAUUCCCGCGCCGGAUCUCGAGUUUGCGCUGGAUUCCCUCGGUGACGAUGAGGAUAACACCGUUUGCCUGAUGGCGAUGGAUGCCUCUGUCGCUAUUUAUGAUAGCGAGAACGAAGACGCGGUGCAGGAGGACUUUACCCGGUUCAUUGACCCGGCACCUGUCUCCCUGGAUGUCCACUCCCCCAUCGACCUCGUUUACCAGUGUUUUGCCAAAUUGGGUCUUCGGUAUCUCUGCGUGCUGCAAAAUGGCCACUAUGCGGGCUUAAUACAUAAGAAGGCCUUUGUGAAAUUUAUGAAAGAGAACGAGAAGGCAUAG
Penicillium subrubescens is the source of this 2700-nucleotide messenger RNA. Its product is annotated as putative voltage-gated chloride channel (ClcA). Lineage: Eukaryota; Fungi; Ascomycota; Eurotiomycetes; Eurotiales; Aspergillaceae. The transcript is spliced from 3 exons. Gene Ontology annotation, molecular function: voltage-gated chloride channel activity. The record is from RefSeq and is a predicted model, not a curated record. The coding region runs from base 1 to 2700 and encodes 899 amino acids. Gene Ontology annotation, biological process: transmembrane transport; chloride transport. Gene Ontology annotation, cellular component: early endosome; membrane; Golgi apparatus.